Messenger RNA from Fonsecaea erecta, 1470 nucleotides. Its product is annotated as hexokinase. The transcript has 3 exons. Gene Ontology annotation, cellular component: cytosol; mitochondrion. NCBI's taxonomy places the organism in Eukaryota, Fungi, Ascomycota, Eurotiomycetes, Chaetothyriales, Herpotrichiellaceae. Gene Ontology annotation, molecular function: mannokinase activity; D-glucose binding; ATP binding. The coding region runs from base 1 to 1470 and encodes 489 amino acids. Gene Ontology annotation, biological process: glycolytic process; intracellular glucose homeostasis; glucose 6-phosphate metabolic process. The record is from RefSeq and is a predicted model, not a curated record.
AUGGUCGGGCUGGGUCAAAAGCGAAAGCCGUCCCGCAAGGGGUCGAUGGCCGAUGUGCCCAAGAGCUUGCUGGAUGAAAUUGCAACCCUGGAGAACCUGUUCACCGUGGACGCCGAACGGCUAAAGAAGAUCACCACCCACUUCGUGUCGGAGCUCCAAGCUGGCCUGGAGAAAGAGGGUGGUAACAUCCCCAUGAACCCGACCUGGGUUAUGGGCUUCCCGGACGGCAACGAGCAAGGCACGUUCCUCGCGUUAGAUAUGGGCGGGACCAACCUGAGAGUCUGCGAGAUCACCCUCACAGAACAAAAGGGCGAGUUCGACAUCAUCCAGAGCAAAUACCGCAUGCCGGAGGAGCUCAAGACAGGGACUGCGGAGGAGCUGUGGGAUUACAUCGCCGACUGCCUGCAACAGUUCAUCGAGUAUCACCACGAGGACGAGGACCUGGCGCACUUGCCGCUGGGCUUCACGUUUUCUUACCCGGCCACACAAGAUUACAUUGAUCACGGUGUGCUCCAGAGAUGGACCAAAGGCUUUGACAUUUCCGGUGUCGAAGGGCAAGAUGUGGUUCCUCAGUUCCAGAAGGCCCUUGAAUCACGGAACCUCCCCAUCAAACUUGUCGCCAUCAUCAACGACACGACCGGCACCCUGAUUGCGUCCGCCUACACGGACCCGACCAUACGAAUCGGGUGCAUCUUCGGCACCGGCUGCAACGCCGCUUACAUGGAGAACUGUGGCUCAAUACCCAAGCUCAAACACAUGAACCUCCCCGACGACAUGCCCAUGGCCAUCAACUGCGAGUACGGCGCGUUCGACAACGACCACAAGGUCCUCCCGGUCACGAAAUACGACACCAUCAUCGACGAGACCUCACCCCGACCCGGCCAGCAGGCGUUCGAGAAGAUGAUCGCCGGGCUGUACCUGGGCGAGAUCUUCCGCCUGGUGCUGGUCGACCUGCACGAGAACAAGAACCUUCUAUUCGAGGGCCAGGACAUCUCAGCGCUGAAGAAGCCGUACACGCUCGACGCGUCGUUCCUGUCCUUCAUCGAGGAGGACCCCUUCGAGAACCUGCAGGAGACGCAUGACAUGUUCGAGGAGAAGCUCAAGAUCCACGCCACCAAGCCCGAGCUGGAGCUGUGUCGCCGCCUGGCCGAACUGAUCGGCACGCGCGCCGCGCGGCUCUCGGCGUGCGGCGUGGCGGCCAUCUGCACGAAGAAGAACAUCGAGAGCUGCCACGUGGGCGCCGACGGGUCGGUGUUCAACAAGUACCCGCACUUCAAGGCGCGGGGCGCGCUGGCGCUGCGCGAGAUCCUCGACUGGCCCAAGGGCAAGAAGGACCCGAUCGUCAUGCUGAGCGCCGAGGACGGCAGCGGCGUGGGCGCCGCCCUGAUCGCCGCGUUGACGAUCAAGCGCAUCAAGGAGGGCAACACCGCCGGCGUGCGCGACGUCAAGAACUUCCCGGGCCUGACGUAG